This is a messenger RNA of Aureobasidium pullulans EXF-150, 2910 nucleotides long. Its product is annotated as vacuolar protein-sorting protein bro1. Gene Ontology annotation, biological process: protein transport to vacuole involved in ubiquitin-dependent protein catabolic process via the multivesicular body sorting pathway. NCBI's taxonomy places the organism in Eukaryota, Fungi, Ascomycota, Dothideomycetes, Dothideales, Saccotheciaceae. The record is from RefSeq and is a predicted model, not a curated record. Bases 1 to 2910 code for a protein of 969 amino acids. The transcript is spliced from 3 exons. Gene Ontology annotation, molecular function: protein binding. Gene Ontology annotation, cellular component: endosome.
AUGAUGCAGACACCCAUGCUGUCAUGCCCGCUCAAGGCAACAAACGAAAUAGACUGGAUAGCUCCGCUCAAGCAGUACAUCCGCACUACCUACGGCGACGACCCGGAACGAUAUGCCGAUGAAUGCGCCGCCCUCAACCGUCUGCGCCAGGACAUGCGAGGUGCUGGCAAGGACAGCGCUGCGGGAAGAGACCUACUCUACCGUUACUAUGGCCAACUGGAACUCUUGGAUUUGCGCUUCCCCGUCGACGAGAACCACAUCAAAAUCUCCUUCACCUGGUUCGAUGCCUUUACCCACAAACCCACCGCCCAGUACUCGCUUGCCUACGAAAAGGCUUCCAUCAUCUUCAACAUCUCGGCCGUCCUCUCCUGCCAUGCCGCCCAUCAGGACCGCAACCAGGAAACCAACCUCAAGGUUGCCUACCACUCGUUUCAGGCCUCGGCCGGCAUGUUCACCUACAUCAAUGAGAACUUCCUACAUGCUCCUUCAACCGACCUGAGCAGAGAUACCGUCAAGACCCUUAUAGCCAUCAUGUUGGCCCAAGGACAGGAGGUCUUUCUAGAGAAACAGAUUGCCGACGGAAAGAAGGUCGGCCUCAUGGCCAAGCUUGCCAGCCAAGCUGCAUACUUGUACACUCAAGCUCUUGAAGGCGUCCAAGACAACGUCGUGAAGGCCAUCUUCGAGCGUGUUUGGCUGCUUGUUGUCCAGUUCAAGACGCAUUACAUGACCUCGCUAGCCCACUACUACCAGGCUCUGGCUGAUGACGACGCCAAUUCUCAUGGUAUUGCUAUCUCGAGACUGGAGAUUGCCAUGACACUUGCUCGCGAAGCCGCCAAAGUUGCCAACUCGUUUCCAUCCUCGAUCCCUGCCACUUCCAACUUGGCCGGAGAUACUGGGUCUAUUCUGGCCAACAUGGCCAAGACUCAUCUGUCUGCAUGUGAUGAGAAGUUGCAGCAAUUCAACAAAGACAACGACUUCAUCUACCAUCAGACAACCCCUCCCGAGGCUGCGCUUCCUGCAAUCCCCAAGCUGCCUGCUGCCAAACCCAUUCCUGUGAGCGAGCUAUACCAGGGACAGGACAUCCACCGCAUUGUUGGGCCCGAUAUUUUCCAAAAGAUCGUACCUAUGGCUGUUACUGAAUCUGCCAGCAUGUACGAUGAGGAAAAGGCUAAACUCGUACGCGCAGAGAGUGAGCGUGUAGAGAUUGCUAAUGAUGAGAUGGCCGCCUCCCUGGAUUAUCUCAAGUUACCGAAUAGUCUCAAUAUUCUCAAGGGUGGCCUGGAUCAAGAUAUGGCUGUUGACUCUGACUUCCGUAACUGGUGUCAAGACUUUGUUGGUCAUGCUCCGUUUGCUGAAGCCUUCGAACAACUCAAUUCGAGCAAGUCUAGCAUUCAUGGCAUUCUCGACCAAUGUCAGAAGAGCUUGGACAUGGAAGAGAGUGUGUGCGAGAAAAUGAGAAACAAGUAUGGGGCUGAGUGGACUCAGCAACCUAGCUCACGACUUACAUCGACACUCCGAAGUGACAUUCGCAACUAUCGCGGAGCCGUCGAAGAGGCAAGUAUGAGUGACGUACAGCUGUAUAGCACUUUUAGACAACAUGAGUCAGACAUGGAGGAGAUGCGCUCGGCAGGCGAGACUGACGAGGCCGACGUACUCUACCAAAGAGCCAUGAUCAAGGUUGGCGCUGCAAGGAAGACAGGAGUGAAGAGUCCCGCAGCGGAAGGAAACCUGAUCGACGAUAUCGAUGAUGACGACAAGGCGAGCGUAGCUGAGCAGAUUGCUGCCGUUGAGGAUUUGCUGAAGAAGUUGACCUUGAUCAAGAGAGAGCGAGAGAAGGUGCUCAAAGAUCUGAAAGAGAAGGUUCACAACGAUGACAUUUCGAGCGUGUUGAUAUUGAACAAGAAGGCCAUGUCUCAGGAGAACCAGCUCUUCAAGACCGAGCUUGAGAAGUUCCGACCGCACCAGCAGCGUCUACUUCAAGCUCAACACAAGCAGCACAGCUUGAUGAAGGAGCUCACCCGUACUUAUAGCGACUUGCUAUCAGACAAACGUGUGCGCCAAGAACAAAACAAGUACGAGGCAUUUUCACGCCAACGUAGCACCGUCAUGACCAAGUAUAAGAAAGUACAUCAAGCACUUCUGGAUCUGCAAGCAGGUCUUGAGCGUGCCAAGAACUUUUACUCGGAGAUGAAGGAUACAGUUGACAGUUUGUACAAGAAUGUCGAGGGAUUUGUUGGCAACCGUAAAGCCGAGGGCAGCCAGCUUCUCAACCAGAUUGAGAGUGGCAAGUCUGCCUCAGGGGCCGGAGGUGCCGACCGCGAGCAACAACGUCUUAAGGAGAUGAUGGAUCGCAUGUCUAUGAAUCCUUCAUCCUCACCACACCAGCAGCAGCAACCGCAGCCUCCUCCGAGACCUUUGCAGUUGCAACAGCAGCAUUCAUACAACAAUUACAACCCGGCAGCCUCGCCACCUGUACCACCAGGCUACGGCAUGCAACCUACACCGUCGCCAUACAUGCAUCAACAAAGCUACGGCCAGCAGCCUCAGCAUCAGCAACAACCCCAACAGCAAAGUUACCAGCAACACCAACAACAACCCCAACAAUCUCAGGGCUACAGCUAUAACCCCACCUCAUACGGCAUGCCCAACUCUCCACCUGCAGCUCAACAGCAAUACUUCUCGCCUCCACCAAACCAAAACCAGAGUCAUGGCCAAUACGGUCAAUCUCAUGGUCAGAUGGGCCAACAGCAGAACAUGCUUCCUCAUGGAUAUGUUCCGCCGCCCCCUCCUCCUGGUCCCCCGCCGCACCAGCAGCAAGGAUAUGGUCAGCAGCCUCAACAAAGUUAUGGUCAGCAGCAACAGCAGCAGGGACAAGCAGACCCUUGGGCUGGCCUCGGUGCUUGGAAAUAG